AUGUCCCUUUCCACCCUCAUCACCGGAGUGGAGAGGCCUGAACUGGAACCAAAUGCUGAAUGUGACAAGGCUCCAAAACACCUGCAGAAAACCUUCAUUAUUCCAAAUGAAGGCAGCCCUGUUGCAGGACUGUCAGCUCAGACUGAACCACCGAAUGGGACAGAGCAGCAGGCAGGAAACUGUAAAGAGAGCCAUUUGAAAAAGAGUGGCACUUCUCAGAGCAAGGAGCAGCCCCAGAAUGCCAAGCCACUAGAACUGCCCUCGAGUAUCCGGAGACAGAGUUAUAAGCAAGCAGUGGAUGAGCGAUGUAAUGGGCAACAGCUAGAAGACUGUGACCACUCUCCUUCAUAUGAUAAGGCCACUUCUUCUCCUGUAAGCGAGACUCUAGCCUCGCUCAGCCCAGCCAGCAAGGUCGCGCGUCCGUUCAAACGUGUUUUACGGACGGUGCAGAAGAACCAGCUGCUUGUGACCCCAGGGUCCACAGGGCACAACAGUGUCAUGAAAAACCUUAUCAAACGCAACACUCCUACCCGACCGGAUUCCAAGGGGGAUUUUGUUGAGAAGGAGCGGCAGCGGCUGGAGAGCCUGAGGAAGAAGCAGGAGGCCGAGCAACAAAGAAAACAGAAAGUGGAGGAGGCAAAGAGACGGCGCCUCGAGAAGAUGAAAUUGAGAGAAGCGUGA
Molecule: messenger RNA, 681 nt
Organism: Mauremys mutica (yellowpond turtle)
Lineage: Eukaryota; Metazoa; Chordata; Testudines; Geoemydidae
Product: inner centromere protein-like
Exons: 9
Coding region: 1-681 (226 amino acids)
Biological process (GO): metaphase chromosome alignment; positive regulation of protein serine/threonine kinase activity; mitotic cytokinesis
Cellular component (GO): nucleus; chromosome passenger complex; meiotic spindle midzone
Molecular function (GO): protein serine/threonine kinase activator activity
Source: RefSeq, a predicted model, not a curated record